UGUACCCCACAAUAAUGAUAUCAAUAGUCUGGGCUGUCCUUUCUGGACCUGUGCGCUCUCCACGGUAUACUGUGCGAUGCUUCACGUAUGUCAGUGAGUGUCUUUAUUCUCUUGCCGAGUUAUCAGCGACAUAACGGCAGCGGAGGAGCCGGCAGUCUGAGGCUGCCAGAUCUGCCCUAUAUCUCGUCUUAUGAUGAUCGCUGCGGCGUUUUUGGUCCUACUAAGGCCGUACAGUAUUCAAUGUGUGCUGCUGUUGUUGUUGCUUUUGCUGGGGACUAUUGCGACAAUUUUGUUUUUCUGCUGCUGGCAUCGCAGGCUUCGUAAUGGAAAGCAUCCAAUAAAAUCUGUGCUCUCUGGACGCCCCAAGAGCCGCGUUGGCCUGCGAACGCAUCAUUUUCGAUCAGAGGGCUUCAGGCACAGUCCACAUCGCCCGAGAAGAAGCAUACAUGCUCGAGUGACAGAGGAAAAGCCCAAUCUGGUCGAGGUUCCUGAAAGUGAACCCGACUCAUCGUCGUCUCUAAGAAAACGCAAAGUGAAGAAGAGAGUCCUGCCAGAAUUUUACCAGUCUGUACAAGUCACCCCUACACGUAAACCUAGCUCCAGUUCGGGCAAUCCUUCCCUACACUGCUCCAUGUCUUCCUCGGCGGAUUUUUCGGACGAGGAUGAGUACAGUCUUAAAUCUGGAUCGGCGUCUCCUGCACCCGGAGACACUUUACCCUGGAACCUGCCGAGACAUGAGCGGUCCAAGAGGAAAAUCCAGGGAGGAUCCGUGCUGGAUCCGGCGGAGAGAGCUGUGCUCAGGAUCGCAGAUGAAAGAGACAGAGUGCAAAAGAAGACAUUUACAAAAUGGAUAAACCAGCAUCUGGUGAAGGUACGAAAGCAUAUAAAUGAUCUUUAUGAAGACUUACGAGAUGGACAUAACCUGAUCUCGCUGUUGGAGGUUUUGUCUGGAGAUACACUGCCAAGGGAGCGUGAUUUUCUGAAGACUUUGCGGUUGGUGAGUGGGACAGACGCAUGCGCAGUUGAGCAGCAUGGAGACACGGUGGAUGAUGAUAAGGGGCCUCGGGAAAGAGGGAGGAUGCGCUUCCACAGACUCCAGAAUGUACAGAUAGCGCUGGACUAUUUAAAGAGGCGGCAGGUCAAACUUGUAAAUAUAAGAAAUGACGACAUCACAGACGGCAACCCAAAACUGACGCUGGGAUUGAUCUGGACCAUAAUUCUGCACUUUCAGAUCUCAGAGAUCCAUGUGACGGGAGAGUCCGAGGACAUGACAGCCAAGGAGAGACUGCUGCUCUGGUCCAAGCAGAUGACAGAGGGCUAUGUAGGUGUGCGAUGUGAAAAUUUCACAACCUCCUGGAGGGAUGGGAGGCUAUUCAAUGCCCUUAUUCACAAAUACAGACCAGACCUUGUGGACAUGAGCCGUGUGUCAACACAGACCAACCGAUCAAAUUUAGAAGACGCAUUUUGUGUAGCUGAACAGCUGGGGGUGGCCAGACUACUGGAUCCAGAGGAUGUUGACGUCCAGUCUCCUGAUGAAAAAUCAGUCAUCACCUACGUCUCAACACUGUACGAUGCCUUCCCCAAAGUACCCGAUGGAGUUGAAGGAGUUAGUCCUAAUGACGUUGAUAUCAAAUGGGUCGAGUACCAGAACAUGAUUAAAUACCUCAGCCAGUGGAUCAAACACAAUGUGGCUAUAAUGUCAAGUAGAUCAUUCCCCAAUAACCCUGUAGAACUCAAGGCACUUUAUACACAAUAUCUUCAAUUCAAAGAACAUGAAAUCCCACAAAAAGAAAAUGAGAAAACAAAAAUCAAAAAUCUCUACAAAAUGCUUGAGAUGUGGAUCGAGUUUGGACGUCUUCAGUUACCCCCGGGUCAUCAUCCGAAUGAUGUGGAGAAGGAAUGGGGUAAACUAAUUGUCGCCAUGCUGGAAAGAGAGAAGAGCCUGAGGCCAGAAGUGGAAAGGCUUGAAAUGUUGCAGCAGAUUGCCAACAGGGUUCAGCGGGACUGUGUUAAUGGCGAGGACAAGCUUGCACUGGCGAGAACGGCCCUGCAGUCUGAUGCAAAACGUCUUGAGUCUGGUAUUCAGUUCCUAAAUGAAGCUGAGAUCGCUGGCUACCUGUUGGAGUGUGAGAAUAUUCUCAGACAACAAGUAGUGGAUAUCCAGAUUCUCCUGGAUGGAAAAUUCCCAUUUGCAGAUCAGCUUGUCCAAAGGGUGUCAAAACUCCGCGAUGAUCUUCUAGCCCUGAGAGCCGAAUGCUCCUCUGUGUACAGCAAAGGCCGCACCCUGACAACAGAGCAAACCAAAAUGAUGAUCUCAGGCAUCACACAGAGUCUGAACUCUGGCUUCUCCCAGAGCAUUAACACUAACCUGACACCAGCCCUUACUCCUGCACUCACCCCAGGGGGAAUAGGUACCCCUGGGUCCACCUUCACCUCCAGCCUUACGCCGUGCCUCACCCCAUCCUUGACUCCUGCCUUGACCCCGAGUCUGCAGCCUGCAUCAGUCCAGAGCUACUUGGGGAGUGGUGAUGGCAUGGACCCAGGUAGCCUCAGGCAUUUGAAAAACAUGCAGAUCCGGAAGCCCUUACUGAAAUCCUCACUGGCGGACCCCAGCUUGACAGAAGAAGAGGUCAACAUGAAGUUUGUUCAGGACCUUCUAAACUGGGUAGAAGAGAUGCAGAUGGAGCUGGAGCGUUCAGAGUGGGGAUCUGAUAUGCCAAGUGUGAAAAUGAAUUUAGAUAACCACAAAAAUGUACACAGAGUGAUCGAAGAAUUCCAAAUGAGUCUUAAAGAAGCCAAACUAAGUGAAAUUCAGAUGACGAUGCCUUUAAAGCUCAGCUAUUCAGACAAACUGAACAAACUGGAAAAGCAGUAUGAACGACUCUUGAGCUCAUCUAGGGAGCGGCAAAGUCACCUGGAGAACCUGCAUGACUUUGUGUCACAGGCAACUCAAGAGCUCAUCUGGCUGAACGAGAAGGAGGAAGAGGAGGUUGCCUUUGACUGGAGCGAUCGCAACAUUAACAUCUCCAAAAAAAGGGAUUACCACGCUGACCUGAUGAGGGAGCUGGAUGAAAAGGAGGAAGCCAUCAAGUCUGUGCAGGACAAGGCAGAGCGCCUUAUGCUCAAGAACCACCCAGCCAGGCUAACUAUUGAAGCAUACAAAGCUGCAAUGCAGACCCAGUGGAGCUGGAUUUUACAGCUCUGCUCAUGUGUCGAACAACAUCUCAAGGAGAAUGCCAUUUAUUUUGAGUUUUUCAGUGAUGCCAAAGAGUCCAUGGAUUACCUAAAAAAUUUGCAGGAUUCAAUUCAAAGAAAGUACAGCUGUGAUCGAACAAGUACCCUACACAGACUGGAGGAUCUCAUUCAGGAGUCCAUGGACGAGAAAGAGCAGCUUCUUCAGUACCGCAGCACUGUGGCUGGGCUGGUGGGCAGGGCUAAAAAUAUUGUGCAGCUCAAGCCCAGAAACCCUGAAAAUCCACUAAGAUCCUCCAUCCCUGUUAAAGCGAUCUGUGAUUAUCGUCAGAUAGAGAUUACCAUUUAUAAAGAGGACGAGUGCGUACUGGCCAAUAACUCUCACCGGGCUAAGUGGAAAGUCAUCAACCCAGCAGGUAAUGAGGCGAUGGUUCCCUCUGUUUGCUUCACUGUCCCUCCACCCAACAAAGAGGCCGUUGAUAUGGCUUCAAGAACUGAGCAGUUAUAUCAGAACGUCCUGGCACUGUGGCACCACUCCCACGUCAACAUGAAGAGUGUGGUGUCUUGGCAUUAUCUAAUGGCUGACAUUCAAGCCAUCCGCAACUGGAAUGUGGCUUCAAUAAAGACCAUGUUGCCAGGUGAGCAUCAGCAGGUCUUGAGCAACCUGCAGUCCCACUUUGAUGAGUUCCUGGAAGACAGCGAGGAGUCAGAGGUAUUCACUGUGGCGGACUGCGCACAGCUCGAGAGAGACGUGGCGGCCUGUAAGGAGUACUACCAGGAACUGCUCAGAUCCGCAGAGAGAGAGGAACACGAGGAGUCGGUGUACAAUCAUUACAUCUCGGAAAUACGCAACUUCCGUAUGCAUCUGGAGGCCCAUGAAGAACACCUGAUCAGGCAAAUACGCUCACCCCUGGAAAGAGAUGACCUGGAGCAGAGUCUGCAGCGUAUCACAGAGCAUGAGAGGAAGACGGCAGAGCUGAAUAAGCUGAAGGAGGAUCUGGAUGCCAUGAAGGAGAAGUGUGAGCUGUUCCUCAGACAGGCUGCAGGUUCUCCGUCUGUGGCAACGCUUUCAUCUGAGCUCACAGUCCUCGUUCAGAGCAUGAGCCAAGUGUACUCCAUGUCUUCCAUUUAUAUGGACAAAUUAAAAACUGUGAGUUUAGUGGUGAAACACAGUCAGAGUGCAGAGGCGCUUGUUAAGGCCUAUGAGUCCAAACUCUACGAAGAAGAUGCCAUGAACCCUGAUGUCAAAUCCAUUGAAAAUGUCAUUUCCACACUAAAGCACUGGCGGACAGAGAUUGAUGAGAGACAGGAGGUAUUCCAUGACAUGGAGGAUGAGCUGCAGAAGGCGCGCCUCAUCAGUGACCGCAUGUUUAAAGCGCACAACGAGCGUGACUUUGACCUCGACUGGCACAAAGAAAAGGCGGAUCAGUUGAGCGAGAGGUGGCAGAACAUCCACUCCCAGAUCGAUAGCAGGCUCCGAGACCUGGAUGGUAUCAGCAAAUCUUUGAAGCACUACAUAGACUCCUAUAGUAGCCUUGAUGAAUGGGUUAGAGACAUGGAGGCAGCACAGCUGAAGGCCCAGGAACACAAACCUGAGGAUAGCAAGGCACUGGCUGAGCUGUUAAACAAACAAAAAAUCCUUGUUGCUGAAAUUGAGCAGAAACAGAGCAGUAUCGACGAGUGUCAAAAGUACUCAGAGCAGUACUCAUCUGCUGUUAAGGAUUAUGAACUUCAGCUGAUGACGUUCAGAGCGAUGGUCGACUCCCAGCACAAAUCUCCUCUAAAGAAACGGAGGAUGCAGAGUUCUUCUGAUGCCAUUCAGCAGGAGUUUAUGGAUCUCCGAACACGCUACACUGCUCUGGUGACUCUGAUGACUCAGUAUGUGAAGUUUGCCAGCGAAACACUGAAGAGAACUGAGGACGAGGAGAGAUCUGUUGAUGAGGAGAAGAGAGAGAAUGGUGAUAAGGUUAACAAACUAUUGCAGUGGAUGUCCAGUGUGAAACAGACCGUGAGCAAUGGUGGGGAUGCUGUGAAAGAUAGUAAUGCCAACACAGAUGCUUCUAAUAAGCCGCAGGUGUCAGUGGAGGAAAUCGUCACUAAAAAGGAACAAAUUGCAGAAGCGCUGAGGUCCACACAAACGAUGCUAAACAAACACAGUGACAAAAUGACAGAAGAGGAAAGAAAGAAGGCCCAAGAUCAGCUGCAGUCUCUGACUCAGGCCUACAAUGAACUCUCUCAGCAGUGUUCAGAUCAGACUCCCUCUGCAGAUGAGUCUUUAUUGGAGAAACAGAAGGAGUUUACAGACAAGUUGGCGGACGUGUGUGAUAAUCUCACGCUGACCGAGAACCGCCUGAUUGGCCAUAAGCAACAGGCUGAAAAUGCUGAGAGUAUUACAGACCUGCAGCAGUACCAGCAGGAGCAUCAGGCUCUCCAAAAAGACGUGUUGACAAACGCCAGUGCCUUAAAUGACGUGAUCAGCAGUACUAAUAAAUUUCUCCUGGAAAACCGAAGCAAGAUGACACCAGAUCAAAUCGCCGCUAUUGAAAGCAAGCUGGAAGAGGCUAAAAGCAAAGCCAAGGUCAUCAACCAGCGAGCCGAGGACUCCAGAAAAGAUUUGGAGAAAGCUGUCACGACAGCCAUACAGCAGGAGAGCGAAAAGGCAGCAGCUGUUGAACAGCUUGAAGAGAGUAAGAGCAAAAUUGAAGGUCUUCUGGACUGGAUUUCCAAUGUAGGAAAUAAAAACAAGAGCAGCCUGGAUCAAACAGACCAUGUAAGUCAAGAAAAUGGAAACCUGCCAGAGGAACCUUCAGCUAAGGGACUGAUAACAGAGGCUGAUGAUGCCAACGGAAACGCUUUGCAGACCACUGAAAAGGAUUUUGGCAGAGAGACCAGUGGCGAGGACAAUGAAUCCCCGAAUCUUGAUAAGCAGUACCAAAGGCUCAAGGCCCAUCACCAGGAGAUUCUGUCCCAGCAGCAGGACCUGAUCGUGGCCACCCAGUCAGCUCAGGCUAUGCUUGACAAGCAAGCCAACGUGCUGUCUCCACAGGAGAAGGAGGCUUUGCAGAAGAACAUCCAAGAGCUAAAGGAGCGCUAUGAGACGUCCCUGACUCAGGCUGAGCAGCAGAUGAAGCAGGUGCAGUGUGUCCAGGAGGAGCUGAAGAAGUUCCAGGAUGACUGUGAGGAGUUUGAAAACUGGUUAAACCAGGCUGAAGAAGAGAUUUUGGAACUGGGAGCGCCUGCAAGCUCCCUUAAUAUCCUCAGUGAUAACCUUCAGCGACAGAAAAGCUUCUCGGAGGAUGUGAUUUCCCACAAAGGGGACCUUCGCUUCAUCACUAUUUCGGGACAGAAAGUGCUGGACGUGGCUAAGGCGUUUGGAUUGGCUGACCCGGCAGCUAAGGAUCCGCUGCUGCAUGUGGAUACUUCAGGGACCUGUUCUGCUGUCAAGGAUAAACUAGAUUCAGCAUCCAGUCGAUAUAAAACACUACACUCGCAGUGCAAUCUGCUUGGCAACAACCUCAAAGACGUGGUUGACAAGUACAAAAAGUAUGACGACUCAAGCACCGGUCUUUUGAAGUGGCUCAACAGCUCAGAGGAGGAGGCGAGAAAGCAGCAAUCAGAGGCCAUAGCAGCUGACCCUCAAACGCUACAGAAACAGCUGGAGGAUACCAAGGUUUUACAAGGUCAGAUGAUGGGGCACCAGACUGCUAUUGAUUCUUUACGUAAAACAGCUGAGUCUUUAAUAACAUCUGAAGGUGACCUGCUGAGCAAUCCAGAUGAGAUCCAGGAGACAGUAGAUGACAUAGUGGAGCGUUACGACAACCUUUCCAAGUCUGUAAGCGAUCGAAAUGAGAAGCUGCAGAUCACCCUGACUCGCUCUAUGAGUGUUCAGGAUGGCUUGGAUGAGAUGAUGGGAUGGAUGGAGGGAGUUGAGGCCAGUGUGGAAGAAAAAGGGCAAAUAAGCUUGGACUCUGCAUCUCUUGGAGGCAUCCUGAGCAAAGAAGCAGCUUUAGAGCAGGACAUAGCAAGUCGCCAGAGCAGCAUCUCAGCCAUGAAAGCCAAGGUGAAGAAGUUUGUGGAGACGGCUGAUCCCUCUGCUGCCGCGCUUCUGCAGUCUAAGAUGGACUCUCUCUCCCAGCGCUUCUCUGAUGCGUGUGAUCAGCACAGGCAAAAAAUUGCUACUCUGGAGAAGCUGAAAGAAAAGGUAGAGCAGUUUGAGAAUGUAGCCGAAAAAGUCCAGCAGUUUGUUUUGAAGCGCUCACAGGACCUGCACGAAACAGACGGCCCGGGGAAAACUUUCAAUGAACUGUCUCAGCUAAUGCAGAACACCAAAGCUGAGAUGGCUGAAUAUGCUGGUGAUUUGGAGAAGCUGCAGACUAUGUCCAAGGAGCUGUCUGAAAUAAGCCCUGAUGGAAACAAAGCCCAAAUUCAGAGCAAGCUGGACAAUCUCUCAAAUGUUUUCAGCACCUUUAAAGACACCAUCAAAGAAAAGGAAGAGGAACUGUCAUCUUGUCAGGACCAGCUGGGAGAGUUCAGAUCUGCAGCUAGCGCUUUCACUAAGUGGCUGGAGGAGGCUAAUGACAAAGUACCUGCAGAUCAGCCAAGCAGCAGUGAGAAAACUCUGGAGAGCGACCUGCAGAUAGUCACUGGAUUACUAGAUGAAUGGACAUCCAAAGGCCCCGCUGUCCAAGACCUGAACACUAAAGGAUCUACGCUGUGCAACUUGAUUACUUUCCUCACAUCACCUGCCAAGACAAAGACUCCCAACAAGUCGGCUCUUACUAAUGGUGAUGGUCCAGCAAGCCAUACCUACCUAACCAACAAAGAGCUGAUGGUUAUUCAGCAGAACAUGUCUUCCAUCAAUGUGGGGUACACGGACCUCGGAGAAACGCUGAAGAAUCGCUCAGCACAGCUGAGUAGUUUGUUGCAGAAGGUGAAAGAGGCCCAGAAGGAGACAGAUGACAUGAUGCUAUGGCUGAAGGACAUGAAAAAGACCGCGCAGUCCUGGAACAGUGCAGCCACAGAGAAAGACUCAGUGAAAACACAGCUUGAACAGCAGAAGGCAUUUGAAGAUAACAUGAAGCAAAAACAGGAGGCGCUUCACAAGCUCAGAGAGAAGCUCCUCGACUUGAUUAAGACUCAUCCAAACUCACCCGAGGCAGCAAAAUGGAAGCAGAUGUUGGCAGAAAUAGAUGCUGCCUGGGCAGACAUCAGUGGCUCUGUUGAGGAGAGGAAGCAGCACCUGGAGCAGUCCAAUAAGAAUCUGGACAUCUUCCAAACAACGGAGCAGCAGCUUGGUCAGUGGCUUUCAGAGAAGGAGCUGAUGAUGAGUGUCCUCGGACCCCUCUCCAUAGACCCGAACAUGCUUAAAAUGCAGAAGCAACAAGUCCAGAUCCUCCAGAAUGAGUUUAAGAGCCGCAAACCUCAAUAUGAACAACUUGAGGAAGCUGCCUCCGCCAUCCUAAGCUCAUCAGGCGAUCAGGACCCUUCGAGUGGGAAGCUGGUGAAGGAGCAGCUUGCUGCAGUCACUCAGAAGUGGGCAGGCCUCACAGGACAGCUGGACCAGCGAGACAGCCUUAUUGAUCAGGCAGUGGUGAAAACCGGGAAGUUUCAGGAGUUACUGAGGAGCCUCAGUAACACUGCCACUCAGCUGGAGAGUCAGCUCACAAACCAUCAGGGCCUCAGCACGCAACCUGAUGCUGUGAAGAAGCAGUUGGAGGAUGCCCAGAACAUCUCGGCUCAGCUGCGAGAGGAGAAGAAGAAGCUGAAGGAGGCUGAGGCCAUCAAUGAAGAGCUCACGGCGAUGGUGACUGAGGACUACCUCAAAGCAGACCUCGCAAGGCAGCUGGAGAGUGUUUGCAAGCCUUUUAAGCAGUUGGAAGAGAAAGCAGCAAAAAGAAUUGAACAGUUAAACUCCACCUUUGCCAGUUCUCAGCAGUUUCAUCAGACUUCCAAAGAUUUACAGUCAUGGCUGGGUGAGAAGCUACAGGACCAAUCGAAGCCCAAACCCAUCUCUGCCAAAGUGGAGGUUCUGCAACAAACUGUGGAGGAGCACAGUAAACUCCAGAAGGCUCUCGGUGAACAUGAGAAAGCUUUUAAUACAAUCAUUGGAGAGGGAGAGAUGCUUCUGCACAACAUUGAUGGUGCAGAGAAGUUAGCACUACAAGGUCAGCUCAGUACCCUCUCAUCCAACUGGGAAGAGGUGAAGAAGAGCUCCGCAGAGCAGGCUGACAAACUCCAAACUGCUCUGAUGAGAUCACUGAAGUAUCAGGAGCAUGCGGAGAAGCUUAACUCUUGGAUUCAGGAGUGUGAGGCUAGCGAGGGCCGAGUCAAGCUCACUGUUGAUCCUGCUGCUGUGGAGACUUCCAUUUCUCAGUUGAAAGCUCUCCAGAAGGAUGUUGAUAAGCACAGAGGGUUGGUGGAGCAGCUCAACGCAGCUGCAGAUAGCCUUCUUGAGGUGGCCAACACAGACACUGACGCUAUAAAAGAAGAGAAGGCUAGCACUGGCAAAAGAGUAGACAAUAUAGUGGAAAGUCUGCAGAGCAAAAGGGAAUCUUUAGAGAAGAUCUCGCACACAGUAAAGGAAUUUAAUGAUGCGUGCAAAGAGGCAAAGACUCAGCUUGAGGGAGCUAAGAAGCAAGUGGAUGCCUAUGAAACACAGGGAGUUCAGGCACACAGCAACAAGAGCCUAACCAACAUGAAAGCCCAACACAAGAGUUUAGAGGCUGUGCAGAAUCAAGUAGAGCACAUGAAGGCCUUGGCCACGGACCUUGUGGUGGAUGUCCCAGAUGCUGAAGGAGUGACAGACCUCUUACUACAGGCAGACAGCAUAGAAAAAGACUACGGCAACCUUAAUAAGAAACUGGAGGAGACGUGUCAAGCAUUGGAGGGUAAACUGCAGGGUAUCGGACAGUUCCAAAACAACAUCCGCGAGAUGUUUGCACAGUUCACAGAGCUGGAUGAUGAGCUAGACAGCAUGUCCCCAGUGGAUCUCAAUCUGGACACUCUUAAAGAACAGCAGGACAGCAUACAGAGUUUUGUGGCUAAGCUGCGAGAGCUCAUGGCUAACACAGCCAAUGCUGGAGACAGCUGUAAGAAGAUGUUAGAGUCUGAACCCUCACCUGACCUUCUGGGCCUGAAGAGAGAUCUGGAUGCUCUGAGUAAGCAGUGUGGCAAACUGUUAGACAGAGCCAAAGGAAGAGAGGUCCAGGUGCAGAGUACUCUCACAAAGCUAGAGGAGCUGUAUGGUAAACUCAAUCAAAUGGAAGAUAAACUCUGCAGAGCUGUGGACAAGGAGGCAUCCCAGGAGCCGGUCGGCAUGGAGACAGAAGUGAUCAACCAGCAGCUGGAGGCUUUCAAGGCUUUUCAGAAAGAGGACAUUGAUCCACUGCAGAACCAGCUUCAAGACAUCAAUUCCCUCGGGCAGGGUCUGAUCCAGAAUGCUGCUAAAGGCACCAGCACUAAGAAACUCGAGGACGACCUGGAAGGUGUCAACUCUAAGUGGAAUACCCUCAACAAAAAGAUUGCUGAGCGUUCAGCCCAGCUGCACGAAGCCCUCUUGCACUGUGGCCAGUUCCAAGAUGCUCUGGAGUCCCUACUCAGCUGGUUGACUGACACGGAGGAGCUUGUGGCCAAUCAAAAACCUCCGUCUGCUGAGUUCAAAGUGGUGAAGGCACAGAUACAAGAGCAGAAGCUCUUACAGAGACUGCUGGACGACCGAAAGCCGACAGUGGAGCUGAUAAAAAAGGAGGGAGGGAAGGUUGCUGAACUGGCAGAGUCUGUGGAUAAGGAGAAAGUGGCAAAAGAGAUUGAAUGCCUGGGACAGAGGUGGGACACACUCCUCAAGAAGGCUGAAAACAGGCACAAACAACUAGAGAGCAUCUUAGUGGUGACUCAGCAGUUCCAUGAGACUCUGGAGCCGCUAAGCGAGUGGCUGUCAGCCACAGAGAAACACCUCGCCAACUCUGAGCCAAUAGGCACUGAGACUUCUAAGCUGGAAGAUCAGAUAUCUCAGCACAAGGCAUUAGAGGAGGAGAUUAUGAAUCACAGUAAAGACCUGUUUCAGGCUGUCAAUCUUGGCCAAAUGCUCAAAACUGUGAGCUCAGUGGACGAUAAGGAGUUUGUUCAGUCUAAACUGGACACCACUCAGGCCAGUUACAUAGAGCUCCAGGAGCGAUGCAGGAGGAAAGCUGAAAUGCUUCAGCAAGCUUUGGCAAAUGCCCAGCUGUUUGGAGAGGAUGAAGUGGCUCUCAUGAACUGGCUCAACGAGAUACACACAAGGCUGAGUGAAGUGUCGGUGGAAGACUACAGACUAGAGGUUCUUGAAAAGCAGCUGGCAGACCAACGGGCACUGCAAAGUGAUAUUGACUUAAGGAAGAAGAAUGUUGACCAAGCCAUCUCCAAUGGGGUAGAGCUACUGAAGCAAACAACAGGUGAUGAGGUGAUCGUUAUCCAAGGCAAACUGGAUGGAAUAAAAACAAAAUAUGCUGAGAUAAACUCUAUGAGUGACAGUGUUUUAAAGACACUGGAGCAGGUUUUGAGUCUGUCUUCUAAGCUGCAGCAUACUCACACGGAUCUGAGCUCAUGGCUAGAGAAAGCAGAGGCUGAGAUUAACAGCUUUGCUCAUCAGGAGCCAGUCGGCGAGCAGCUGAUUCAGUCACAAAGCAGACAGAAGGCCAUGUUGAAAGAGAUCAAAGACCAAAAACCAGUGUUGGACCAGCUGAAUGAGUUGAGCAGUUCGCUCUUGGAUUUGAUCCCCUGGCACACUCGUGAGAGUUUGGACAAACUUGUGUCUGAGGAUAAUGAGAGGUACAGAGCUGCCUAUGACACUUUGACCCAGAAGGUCGACCAGAUCAAUGCUGACAUACUCAAGUCACAACAGUUUGAGCAGGCCGCAGACAAUGAACUCUCCUGGCUGACUGACGCUGAGAGGAAACUGCUAUCGAUGGGUGAGAUCAGGCUGGAGCAGGACCAAACCACAGCUCAGCUCCAAGCACAGAAGAUUUUCUCCAUGGACAUCAUGAGACACAAAGAUGCUGUAGAUGAGAUUGUGAAAACAGGAAAGGCCAUCAUGACCAGCAAAAACCCAGAGGAGAAAGAAAUCUUAAAGGCCAAGACACAGACUCUCCUCGAGAAGUAUGGUGUCGUCAGCCAGCUGAAUUCAGAGCGUUGUCUGCAGCUUGAGCGAGCCCAGUCUCUUGCCACUCAGUUCUGGGAGACCUAUGAGGAGAUGUGGCCAUGGCUUCAGGAAACUUUAAGCACCUUCAGCCAGUUACCCCCACCUGCCAUCGAGUAUGACACGCUCAGGCAGCAACAAGAGGACCUCAGGCAAAUGCGGGAACUGAUUGCAGAGCACAAGCCCCAUAUUGACAAGAUGAAUAAAACUGGGCCUCAGUUACUUGAGCUGAGCCCAGUGGAGGGUGAGCCCAUCAGAGAGAAAUACACAGCUACUGACCAACUUUACACCAAACUGAAAGCUGAUGUCAAGCAGAGAGCUGCCACUUUGGAUGAAGCCAUCUCCAAAUCCACUCAGUUCCAUGAUAAAAUUGAUCCCAUGCUGGAAUCCCUGGAACGGAUCGCUGAACGCCUCCACCAGCCUCCAUCCAUCUCAGUGGAGGUGGACAAGAUCAAGGAGCAGAUUACUGAAAAUAAGACGGUCUCUGUGGAUUUGGAGAAGCUGCAGCCAUCUUAUGAGACACUGAAGCAACGAGGUGAAGAGAUGAUCGCACGAUCCGAAGGGACAGACAAGGACCUGUCUGCCAAAGCUGUGCAAGACAAACUGGACCGCAUGGUUUUCCUGUGGAACGACAUCCAGGCAUUGGUGGAAGAGCGGGAGGCAAAGCUGCUGGAUGUGAUGGACCUCGCAGACAAGUUCUGGUGUGACCACACCGCCCUCAUCGUCACCAUUAAAGACAGCCACGACCUGCUGAGGGAGCUGGAGGAGCCCGGAGUCGAUCCUUCAGUCGUCAAACAGCAGCAGGAAUUUGUGGAGGGAUUUAAGGAGGAGAUUGAUGGGCUGCAGGAGGAACUCGAUGGGGUUCGAAACCAGGGUGCAGAGCUCAUGACUGCCUGCGGGGAACCUGAUAAACCUGUGAUAAAGAAGAGCUUGGAUGAAGUGAAUACAGCGUGGGAGAAUCUCAAUAAGACGUGGAAGGAGAGAGGAGAGAGACUGGAAGAAGCCAUGCAAGCUGCUGUGCAGUUUCAAGAUGGCCUGCAGGGUAUGUUUGACUGGGUGGAUAUUCUGGAGAGCAAGUUGGAUUCAAUGUCACCUGUGGGCACGGAUCUGGAAACCGUCAAGCAACAGAUUGUGGAACUCAAGGAGUUCAAAGGAGAAGCGUACCAGCUACAGAUCGAGAUGGAACGUCUGAACCACCAGGCCGGCCUCCUGCUGAAGAAGGUGACAGAGGAGGCUGACCGCUCCACCAUCCAGGAGCCGAUGUCUGAACUCAAAAUGCUUUGGGACAACCUGGAUGAGAAGAUCAUCAGUCGGCAGCACAAACUGGAGGGAGGCCUUCUCGCGCUGGGGCAGUUCCAGCAUGCACUGGAUGAGCUGCUGGCCUGGAUGAGCCACACCGAGGAGCUGCUCAAUGAACAGAAAAAUGCUGGAGGAGACCCCAAAGCCAUCGAGAUAGAGCUCGCCAAGCACAACGUCCUCCAGAUAGAUGUGUUGGCUCACAAGUCAACAGUCGAGACAGUGAACAAAGCCGGCAAUGAUCUGGUGCAGUCCAGCGCUGGAGAGGAAGCUUCUAGUCUGCAGAGCAAACUGGAGAAUCUGAACCAGCGAUGGAAAGCCAUCCUGGAAAAGACGGAGCAGAGGAAGCAACAGCUGGAAAGCUCUCUGCUUCAGGCUCAGGGUUUCCAUGGUGAGAUAGAAGACAUGCAGCAGUGGCUGAAAGACACAGAACGUCAGCUGUUGGCAUCAAAGGCUGUGGGAGGCUUACCAGACACGGCCCGGGAGCAGCUUAACGCCCAUCUGGAGUUGUGUUCUGCCUUUGAGUCAAAAGAGGAGCUGUAUCAGGAGCUCCAGAACAAGGGUCACCAACUGCUAACGAUGAUGCCCGAGGGUCCAGACAGUAACACGGAGCAGGACCUCGCCAACCUGAAGGAAAAAUGGGAAGCGGUGCAAGCGAAGGUCGCUGAAAGAAAGGUGAAACUAGAAGAAGCUUUGACUGUGGCCACAGAUUUCCACAACUCCCUGCAAGAUUUCAUCAACUGGCUAACCCAAGCAGAGCAGACGCUGAACACGGUUUCCCCCGCUUCCCUCAUACUGGAGACCAUCAUGUUUCAGAUAGAUGAGCAUAAGAUGUUUGUGACAGAGGUAAACUCCCACAGAGAACACAUUAUUGAACUGGACAAGACGGGCACACAUCUGAAGUACUUCAGCCAGAAACAGGAUGUGGUCCUGAUAAAGAACCUGCUGCUCAGCGUGCAAGGGCGCUGGGAGAAGCUGGUGCAGAGGUCUGUUGAGCGGGGUCGUCUACUGGACGACGCCAGGAAGAGGGCGAAGCAGUUCCAUGAAAAUUUCAAUAAACUGAUGGAGUGGUUAGAUGAAUCUGAGAAGACUCUGGACUCUGAAGUGGAAAUUGCCAAUGAUCCCGAUAAAAUCAAGACGCAGCUGGCACAGCACAAGGAAUUCCAGAAAGCUCUUGGCAGCAAACACUCUGUGUAUGAUACUACCACUCGAACAGGACGGGCCCUGAAAGACAAGACCUCUCUACAGGAUGACAGACAGAAGCUGGACGACAUGCUGAGUGAACUGAGGGACAAAUGGGACACUGUUUGUGGGAAGUCAGUGGAAAGACAAAACAAGCUGGAAGAGGCCUUGUUGUUCUCCGGCCAGUUUACAGAUGCUCUCCAGGCUCUUAUUGACUGGUUGUACAGGGUGGAACCUCAGCUGGCUGAGGACCAGCCCGUACAUGGAGACAUAGACCUGGUUCUCAACCUGAUAGACAACCACAAGGUUUUUCAGAAGGAGUUGGGAAAGCGGACAGUAAGCGUCCAGGCCCUCAAACGUUCAGCCAGGGAGCUGAUUGAGAACACUCACGAUGACUCCUCCUGGGUCAAAGUCCAGAUGCAGGAGCUGAGCACGCGCUGGGAGACGGUGUGCAACCUGUCGGUGUCUAAGCAGACCCGGCUGGAGCAGGCUUUGGGCCAGGCUGAAGAAUUUCACUCUGCUGUUCACAUCCUGCUGGAGUGGCUAGCUGAGGCAGAGCAAAGUUUGCGCUUCCACGGCAGCUUGCCCGACGAUGAAGAAGCUCUGCGUGCGCUUAUUGAACAACACAAGGUGUUCAUGAAAAAACUGGAAGAAAAGCGAGUGGCUCUAAAUAAAGCGGCCAGCAUGGGGGAGGCCAUUCUCAGCAUCUGCCAUCCAGACUCUAUCACAACCAUCAAGCACUGGAACACCAUCAUUAAAGCCCGCUUUGAAGAGGUGCAGGCUUGGGCCAGACAGCACCAGCAGCGACUGGCCACAGCCCUCACUGAGCUGCUAGCUACUCAGGAGCUGCUGGAGAAUCUUCUGACAUGGCUACAGUGGGCUGAGACCAACCUCAACGACAAGGAUAAGGAGCCACUCCCUCAGGAGAUCGAGGAGGUCAAAAACCUCAUAGCAGAACACCAGGCAUUCAUGGAGGAAAUGACCAGGAAGCAACCAGAUGUUGACAAAAUCACCAAGACACACAAAAGGAAGGCUGCUGCGGAGCCCCAGAUCCAAUCUCAGAUCCCCGUGUUGGACAAAGGAAGAGCUGGAAGAAAACGUUCUCCCACGCAAGCGAUGUAUGCGUCAUCAACACAAGCUCCCAUUGAAACAAAGAACCCACGGGUUAACCUGCUGGUGACCAAGUGGCAGCACGUGUGGCUGCUGGCUUUGGACAGAAGGAGGAAACUCAAUGAUGCUUUGGACAGACUGGAGGAGCUAAAAGAAUUUGCCAACUUUGACUUUGAUGUGUGGCGGAAACGUUACAUGCGCUGGAUGAACCAUAAAAAGUCUCGCGUCAUGGACUUCUUCCGCCGCAUUGACAAAGACCAAGACGGCAAAGUGACGCGACAGGAGUUCAUAGAAGGCAUCCUCUCCUCCAAAUUCCCAACAAGUCGUCUGGAGAUGAGCGCCGUGGCAGACAUCUUUGACAGAGACGGUGACGGCUACAUUGACUACUACGAGUUUGUAGCAGCUCUGCAUCCCAACAAAGAUGCUUACAAACCACUAACAGAUGCUGACAAAAUUGAGGACGAGGUCACGCGCCAAGUGGCGAAGUGCAAAUGUCCAAAACGAUUCCAGGUGGAGCAAAUUGGUGCCAAUAAAUACCGGUUCUACCUUGGAAAUCAGUUUGGAGACUCUCAGCAGCUUCGCCUUGUGAGAAUUUUGCGCAGCACUGUGAUGGUGCGGGUGGGAGGAGGCUGGAUGGCACUGGACGAGUUUCUGGUGAAGAAUGACCCCUGUCGAGUGCAUCACCACGGGAGCAAAAUGUUGCGCUCGGAAUCAAACUCUUCAAUUACUCAGUCUCCUAUAGCUAAAGGCAGGACCAAUGUGGAGCUGCGAGAGAAGUUCAUCCUCCCAGAGGGAACCACUCAAGUGAUGGCAAGCUUCCGCUACAGAGGCCGGAGGUCUCGGCCGUCAUCUCGAGGAGCUUCUCCAAACAGAUCCACCUCCAGUCAGAGCCUCCCCGUCCCCACCAACCCAGCAGCGACCAGCACACCCAAGAAUCCCCAACACAUAACCCGCAAUUAUGAUAAGCCAUGGCUUACAAACAGCAAACCCUCCACUCCUCUUAAAUCAUCAGACUCCUUUGGGAGCCAAGGUUCAUCCUCAGAGAGUAAUCCGGUUCAAGGCAGCAAAUUGCGUUUGCCUGGGUACCUGUCCGGCAAAGGAUUUCAGUCAGGUGAAGAAGGGAGCUUGAUCAGUGCUGCUGUACUAAAAGCUCGAACUCAGACAAUAGGUGAAUCGAGAAAAAAUUCCAGCCGACCAGGAAGUAAAGCCGGAAGCAGAGGAAGCAGUCGCAGAGGAAGUGACGCCUCCGACUUUGACAUCUCAGACAUCCAAUCCGUGUGCUCAGAUGUUUCCGAGACGGUCGGCGACUCUGCCAGAGCGACGCCGCGCUCCGCAUCCCGUCAACACGGAGGGAAACCCUCUAAGAUCCCCACACCACAAAGAAGAAUGACCCCUACAAGCAAACUGGCCAAGGGAUUGAAGCGAUAGACAGUGGCCUUGAAAAAAAACAAACAACCAACCCAGGAGCUAUUUGCACCCUAAACACAUAAUGGACACUGGAGAUGUGUAACUUAAAGAAAAAAAAAGUAAAAAAGACUGCAAAUGUGUCACGUGUUAUUUAAAUUCUUGCAAAGAUGUAAAAUAUUCUGUUAAGAGGCAAUAUGGUUUAAUAUUUUGUGAGAAUGGAAAGUCAAUGGCCUUGUGUAUUUGUUUUUAAUGUAUUUUAUUUUUUGUGAAAAUAUGUCAAAUUGUUUUUAUUGUACUUUAUUUUUAUUUAUGCAAAUCCUGUAGAGGAUUGAUGAACACUAGAAAAUCUGGGAAUGAUCAAGCCGAACUAACAUUUCUACACUAAUGAAGGGCAAAGAUGCAGGAUAGUGCUCUAAGAGUUACUGAAUGUACUAUUAUUUAUGUAUGCUUUUGUUUGGAGUAGAUGGUGCAUUAUGGUACCGUUUGACACACUGCGAUUAUCUAUUUAAGUGCUAUGUUAUACUGCCAACAUGCAUUUAAAGGGCAAUGCAAUAUAUUACAAUAAACCCCACUAAGCACUGCAGAAGCCUUCGAAAACCCCUAUUUAAGACAAGUAGCAAAAACCUCGUAACCAUGAUGCUUUUAUGUCCCCGUUUGUCAGCAGCUGCAGCCCGUCUUUUGUUUAACCACCUCACAGCAAAUGAGUACUCUGACCUCGAAGAGGUACCACUUCAUGUAGACAUUCUCUGUGCAUCCAUGUCAAUGUAUGGUUAAUUUCGGUAGAGCUGAAAUUGUUACUGUAACAUUACUUUGUAAUAAACCUGCUUGCAGAAAGCCACCAGAGACUGGUGUGCACCACAGAA
Molecule: messenger RNA, 18222 nt
Organism: Pelmatolapia mariae (spotted tilapia)
Lineage: Eukaryota; Metazoa; Chordata; Actinopteri; Cichliformes; Cichlidae
Product: dystonin
Exons: 99
Coding region: 191-17380 (5729 amino acids)
Biological process (GO): intermediate filament cytoskeleton organization; wound healing; hemidesmosome assembly
Cellular component (GO): membrane; intermediate filament; focal adhesion
Molecular function (GO): structural molecule activity; microtubule binding; calcium ion binding
Source: RefSeq, a predicted model, not a curated record